Messenger RNA from Sparassis crispa, 1920 nucleotides. RefSeq lists its product with no specific name. The coding region runs from base 1 to 1920 and encodes 639 amino acids. The transcript is spliced from 6 exons. The record is from RefSeq and is a predicted model, not a curated record. Gene Ontology annotation, molecular function: catalytic activity. NCBI's taxonomy places the organism in Eukaryota, Fungi, Basidiomycota, Agaricomycetes, Polyporales, Sparassidaceae.
AUGUUGAUUCCAGACAAAUGCUACGCGCUCACGCACUCAGACAAGACACUAACCGCGGCACUGGCCUCUUCGCCGACAUUUGCGCCCGGUGAACUGGGCAAGUAUCUUUAUGAGCACCACCAUGCGAGACACCCGCAUUUUCUCUCCACCCUAAAGCGCAUGAUGCUCAGGACCGGUGCGACGCCGGAAGAGAGCAAAAGGGCUGCAGUGGAGGACGAGCCGUCCAAGGAAGAUCUCGACAGAGCUGCGGAAUGCGGACAGUUUGGCACCAGGCCGAGCGAUCUGUUCUUGAAGAUAUACCACGACGUCCUACUAACGUUGGACGUCGACCCGUGGGCAGGCGUCGUGUCCCCACCUCUCCUCGGCUCGCGUGGGGUCAUCCCGCUCUCCAUAAUCUCUGUCAUACCGGACAUCAUCCAGCACCACUACGACUGCAUCGUGCUCGCCGAGUCCGAAGUCUUUUUCGCCACCAACUUCUGGCAAGCAUCCAAGUCCGCGACCAAGAUCUGCGACGCGCUCAUCGAGCUCUCGAAGCGCGCGGAGCGGCGCGGCAGAAAGGUCGUCGUGAAGCUGAUGUACGACCGCGCAAACCUGAAGAUGAUCACUGAUAGCCACCUCUCCGUUCCGGAGCAAGAAUGGCUCCAGGACGAGGUGAAGCUCCCCAAGCGGAGCGACAUGCCCGGCAUCGACUUCGAGGUCGUCAAUUUCCAUCAGCCCAUGCUUGGGACGUUCCACAGCAAGUUCAUGGUCGUCGACCGGAAGAUGGCUAUCCUCUGCUCGAACAACACUCAGGACCGUCCGAACAUGGAAUCGAUGGUACACCUCGAAGGCCCCAUCGUGGACAGCGUGUACGACAUGGCGCUCAUCAGCUGGUCCCGCGCUAUGGAACCGCCACUGCCCAACCUCGCGAAGCCGUAUGAAAAGCCGGCAGAGGGGUACAAGUUUGGAAUGGACAACCCAUAUAUGACGACGCACAAUCUCGAUGGAAGAAAGGGCGCGGAGAUCUUCCAGAAGCUGCAGCAGAGCGCGGAGAGUCGUGUGGCAAGUGAUGGCGAACAUGUUGGCCUGCCUGCUGAGGACAAGCCCUUUAUUUCUGGAAAAUACCAGACUAUCACGGAGCACCUCAAUGCGGGAGAUCAGGACACCCUGCCGACCGUGGAGCACGAUGCGGCCACCGACGAGGAAUACAUUCCCCACAUCCUCCACGCGCCGCACGAUGAGUGCCCGAUGGCCCUCGUCAACAGACCGCCGAAUGGCAGGCCUGGAAACGACGACCGUGCGUUGAUCAAUCCCCAGGAUGCCGCAUGGCUCGCAGGGCUCAAGUACGCCAAGGAGAAGGUGUUCAUUCAGACCCCGACCUUCAAUGCAGAGCCCGUCUUGCAGGGAGUCCUGAGCGCGGUCAGGAGAGGCAUCGAGUGCUCUCUGUACGUCGACGUUGGCUUCAAUGAUGGUGGUGAGGUGCUGCCACUCCAGGGUGGUACGAACGAGGAGAUCGUGAAGAAGAUGUACGCGGAACUGAAGGAGGAAGAGAAGGACAGGCUGAAGUACUACUGGUAUACGGGAAGGGAUCAGUGCAAGCCGAUCAAUGCCCACCUGAAUCAGCGGAAUUGUCAUGUUAAACUCAUGGUGAUCGACGACUCCGUCGGCAUCGCAGGUAACGGAAAUCAAGAUACUCAGUCCUGGUUCCAUAGCCAGGAAGCGAACGUCAUGAUCGACAACCCUGCCAUUUGUCGUGAGUGGCUGGACGCCAUUCGUGGCCUACAGAACACCCACUUGCACCGUGUUGGUUGCGAUGGAGUGUGGCGUGAUGCACAGGGCGUUGAGCUCACAGGCUCGACUGGGGUGAAGAGUGGUGUUCUUGGUGUGAUCAAAGGUGUACAAGGAAGCAUUGCGCGGGUGAGAGGGAAGGGCGGUUUCUAA